Molecule: messenger RNA, 1044 nt
Organism: Lolium rigidum
Lineage: Eukaryota; Viridiplantae; Streptophyta; Magnoliopsida; Poales; Poaceae
Exons: 1
Coding region: 1-1044 (347 amino acids)
Biological process (GO): regulation of DNA-templated transcription
Molecular function (GO): sequence-specific DNA binding; zinc ion binding
Source: RefSeq, a predicted model, not a curated record
AUGCGGAAGCCCACGCCGUUCCUCUUCCUCAAUGACGUCUCCACCGACUUCCUCGUCGACGGCGACCUCGGCGCCUGCCCCGGAGCCGGCCUCUGCUGGCCCGACGACUCGCUCGACAACGUCCUAGGCUACGUCUCCAUGCUCGACGACGGCUUCCUCCACGACCUCGGCCUCGACUUCUCGCUGCCGGAGAGCCGCCGCCUCCACGAUGGCAGCGACUACGCUGGGCGGCCGCAGGACCACAUGAAGCCGUACCCCGGCCCGCUGGCGGCGGCGCUGUGCGAACCUGACGCCCCCGGCGCCCGGAUGAGCGGCGCGUGCCACGUGCUCGACAGCGUGCCUGGCGGGCAGCUCCCGCAGCCGCCGCCGCAAGCGCCCUCCUUUUCCUGCAGCCAGACGUCGUCCGGGCGCCGCAGCCUCUCGCCGACGUCCGAGCCGCAGGCCUCCGACGAGGACGACCUGCGUUGGACCGUGCUGCGGAGGCCGCACCAGCGACGCGCAGCGCGCAGGCGGCACGGCUGGCCCACGUGGACCCUGGCCCUCCCGCUCGCCCUCAUCCCGCCCGCCGCCGCGCACGACGAUGAUGGCAACGACCGCAAGGACAAGGACUUCGAGCUGGCCAGCUGCUGCGACAUUGUCGGCGGCGGCGGCAACGACCUCCCGCUCCCGCGCCCGCCGGGAGCUGGGCAGAAGCGGCCGAGGAAGCAGGCGGGGAGCAAGAACAACGGGAAGGUCGUCGGCAAGACUUGCACCCACUGCCGCGCCUCGGACACGCCGCAGUGGCGCGCCGGCCCGGACGGCAACGGCACGCUCUGCAACGCCUGCGGCAUCCGCUACAAGAUGGGCAAGCUCUUCCCGGAAUACCGCCCGUCGAACAGCCCCGAGUUCAGCAGCAACGAGCACUCCAACCGCCACAGGAAUGUCGAGAGGAUCAGGCAGAGGAAGAAGCUCAAGGUCAUGGCGCCCGAGGUGCCGCUCAACCCGGAACCCCACCAGCCCAAGCUGCUCCUGCCACUGCCAGUGUGUAAAUACGAAACAUCAUAG